Leptosomus discolor (cuckoo roller) is the source of this 3334-nucleotide messenger RNA. The record is from RefSeq and is a predicted model, not a curated record. Lineage: Eukaryota; Metazoa; Chordata; Aves; Leptosomiformes; Leptosomidae.
AUGGAUUACAGCUCGUUCAGCGGAGUGCCCCGGUUCUUGACCCGGCCUAAGGCGUUUAUGGUGUCUGUGGGGAAGGAUGCCACCUUGAGCUGCCAGAUCAUUGGAAACCCCAUCCCGGUUGUGAGCUGGGAAAAGGAUAAACUUCCAGUCCAGUCUGGGGGAAGGUUCAAAACCACAGAAGAUGGGGAUCUCUAUCGGCUAACCAUCUACGACCUGAGCCUGGAGGACAGUGGCCAAUACAUCUGCCGGGCUAAGAACACCAUCGGGGAAGCUUUUGCAGCUGUCAGCAUCAAAGUCGGAGAGGAGACCACAGUAACGGAGUCAGCCCCAUACUUCAUCCAGAAACCCUCCUCCAUCAAAGUAACGUUGGGAGAAGACGCCAUGUUCAAAUGUAAAGUCCAGGGCAGCCCUCCCCUCUCGGUGAACUGGGAGAAGGAUGGGAGACACCUGCGGAACCGGGCUGAUGCCGGCCGCUUCCAGAUCGAGUCUGCUGGGGAGUCAAACGCUCUCACCAUCCAGUGUGCCCGGCUGGGGGACAGCGGCACUUACACCUGCCGGGCAGAGAAUCCCAUCGGCUCUGCCAGUGCUUCGGCCGCGUUGGUGGUGGAAACGCAGGGCUCUUCCAACCCGGGCAGCAGCAGCCACUUGGAUACCAGCUGCGGCAAGACGGCAUCCUUGUUGUCUCACUUGCAGAAGAGGCGGGAGGAGAUCAGGAAGAUGGACAUCUCCCAUGGCGCUUUCGAUUCAACAUCUGGCCAGACUUACUCCACAGCAGAAGGUCUCUCUGGCAUCGGCUACGGCCUUUCCUGGGAUUACGAGAGAGCGGCUGGACUCUCCACCAAAGGGCCCCGCAACGCGACUUUUGGGGCAUUGACACGCACGUGCAGCGUGACGGAGGGGAAGCACGCCAAGCUGAGCUGCUACGUGACGGGCGAGCCCAAGCCAGAGAUUGUGUGGAAGAAGGACAACGAGGUCAUUUUGGAAGGGCGGCGGCAUGUCAUCUAUGAGGAUGAUCAGGAGAACUUUGUGCUGAAGAUCCUCUUCUGCAAGCAGAUAGACAACGGGCUGUACACCUGCACGGCCUCCAACCUGGCAGGCCAGACGUACAGCUCCGUGCUCGUCACCGUCAAAGAACCCUCAAUACCCUUCAAGGAGAAACUGAAGGACCUUGAAGUGAGGGAGAAGGAAGCUGCCACCUUCCAAUGUGAAGUACCUGUUCCUAGUACGGAGACAGCUUGGUUCAAGGAGGAAACCAAACUCCGGCAGAGCAAGAAAUACAACAUCGAAGAAGAGGGCACGUAUCGCCGACUCACUGUUCAGAACGUCACUGCAGACGACGAUGCUGUCUACAUCUGUGAGAUGAAAGAAGGGAGCAGGACCAUUGCGGAGCUGUCUGUCCAAGGGAACAUCAUUAAAAAACUUCCACGGAAGACUGCAGUCUUCAUAAAUGACACAGCCAUCUUCUGUGUGGAGCUGGAAAACGAAUGCCAGAACAUCCGAUGGCUGAAAAAUAAAGAAGAAGUGAAACCCAGUGAUCGAAUCUCCAUCACAUGCUCUGGCAAGCAACAUACCAUGAUCAUCCGAGAGUGUAAGAUGGAAGAUGCUGGUGAGAUUGCCUUCCUGGCUGAUGAAAGCAGAACAUCUACCCAGUUCACUGUGACCACUCCCAAAAAACCUCCCACCCAACCCCCAGCUGACCCUGUGGUGAAAAAUAAAACAGAAACCUCAGUGACGCUAGCAUGGUCCCCUCCGAAGAUGAACCGCCCCAUUCCAAUCGAUGGCUACGUCGUGGAACGCAAGAAACUAACCGGCUUUACCUGGGUGAGGUGCCACGAGUCUCACGUCCCUGUCCCAGAGUUCACGGUGAGCAACCUGUCAGAAGAGGCCGACUACCAGUUCAGAGUGUCUGCAGUCAACGCCUACGGACAGAGCCCCUACCUGGAGUUCCCAGGGAGCAUGCACCUCGAACCAGUCUUGGCUGUGAAAACCCCCCUGACAACUGUUGAAGCUGUACCUGGAGGGGAUGCCCUGUUUACUCUUGACCUGACAAAGACGUGUUCCGGCACUUGGUACCUUAAUGGUAAAGUCUUACAGGAAAGUGAGACUUACGUCAUUAAGAGAACUCAAACUACUCACACACUAAUCAUAAAGAACAUCACCAAGAGCGACGAUGGAGCAGAAGUGAAAUUUGUUGCAAAUAAUGUUGACACCAGCACCAAGAUGAGAGUAAAAGGUGCUGCAGUGAGAUUUACCAACAAGAGCAGAGAUAUAGAAAAGGUCUCCGCUCGGCUGCGGGAGGAAGCCAAACUUCAGGCUGAGCUUUCAGACACAGAGGCUACUGUGAAGUGGCUGAAGGAUGGGAAAGAGCUCAAGGCCAGCGAAAAAUACGAACUUCAAACUGUGGGGAAGCGGCAUAUCCUGCAUAUUCGCAGCACAGCAGCAGAGGAUGCUGGAGUUUAUGAGUGCACCUGUGAAGGGGAUAAAAUGCUCUAUCAGCUUUCAGUGAAAGCACUUGCAAACUUCAUAAACAAAGAGAAGACUGGAGGAGUUAUCAGGGCCAUCGCUGGAAAACAGGCUGAAUUUGUUUCUGAGACCUCUGAGGCCAACAUCAUGGUUAAGUGGUACAAAGAUGGCAAAGAAAUCACAGCCAGUAAGAAAUUCACCAUGGAAGAUAAAGGAAAACUGCAUAAGCUGGUGGCUUCAGCUGUGACAAAAGAAGAUGAAGGAAUAUACACAUGCAAAAUUGGAGAUGAUACUCUUCUCUUUGAUUUAAAAGUCUCAGAUGAUGCUGUUAAUUUUGUCAACAAGCCCAAAACAACUCCAGAAAUAUCAGUCAGUCCUUCCGAAAACCUUGAGCUGGCGUGUGAGGUGUCAGCUGCAAGCGGAGCCGUGGUAUGGAAGAAGGAUCAAACUGAGGUGAAGCAGGACCAGAGGACAACAGUCAUCUCCCAGGGGACACACCGCAAGCUCAUCAUCAAGAAGGUGACACAGCAAGACCAAGGGAGCUAUACCUGUGAAACGAAGGAUGACAAAACAACAUUCCAAGUCAAAGUCAGAGAGACAGAAGAUGUGUUUACAAACAAGGACAAGGUACAAAAGGAGGUGAAGGCUGUACUGACACAGAACACCAUGUUGAGCUGCGAGGUGGCCCAGGAGAAGACCGACGUGAAAUGGUACAAGGAGGGGAAACUGAUCACCUCGAGCAAGAAGUUCAAGGUGGAGUCGGAGGGCAAAUCGCGUCGUCUGGUGGUGGGUCAGGUGGAGAAGAAGGAUGCUGGGGAGUACACCUGCGAGGCUGCUGGCCAGAAACUGACCUUCAAGAUUGUUGUCACAG